Messenger RNA from Pelmatolapia mariae (spotted tilapia), 678 nucleotides. RefSeq lists its product as uncharacterized. The transcript has 5 exons. The record is from RefSeq and is a predicted model, not a curated record. Bases 83 to 613 code for a protein of 176 amino acids. NCBI's taxonomy places the organism in Eukaryota, Metazoa, Chordata, Actinopteri, Cichliformes, Cichlidae.
CUGCUGGAAACUGUCGCUCAGUCGCCACACCACCAACGACGCUGCGACCAGCUGAGGAACUUCACACCAGCCAGUGUUCAUCAUGAAUUCUUCAGCACCACCUCCUCCAACAUCAUCAUCAUCAUCAUCAUCACCGGCAUCAACAUCUACCUCAAUUAGAGCUGGGAAACAAACCCAGCUCAACUCCUCCUCAUCCUCUCACGCUCCUCCUCCUUUUACUCUGUCUCUCGGAAGUCCUGAGCUGCAAGCAGAGUUUCUAAGAGAGUGUCGGAACAAGUUUAAGACUCACAGCGAUGACAGUGAAUCCAGUGGGGUUUCCUCUACCACCUCCCCUGUGGCCUCCCCCUUCAGCCUAACUCCUUCCUCCUCCCCCUCCAGUUCUUCAUCCACCUCGCCGUCCCCUGGCUUCAAGGACAGACAAGCUCGUCUGUCACUGUCACUGUCCAGCCCCGAGCUCCUUUCUGAACUGAAGGAAUCCAAAAACCGCUCUCUCCGACACGUCCCCGCGCAAAAAGGAAUGACCACCGUUUUCUCAGGGCGAGGAAGAGGAUCAAGACAGGCUGCUGACUCCACUACACCCACCAAACCAGCCAAUCCGAGGGUUUCUCGCUGACUUCAUGAGCAACGUGUCAACCAGACGAUGAACUCUAAUUCUCCGUAUUAAUUAUUUAAAUACAG